Anarrhichthys ocellatus (wolf-eel) is the source of this 7681-nucleotide messenger RNA. Its product is annotated as metabotropic glutamate receptor 7-like. Gene Ontology annotation, molecular function: G protein-coupled receptor activity. Bases 93 to 1037 code for a protein of 314 amino acids. Gene Ontology annotation, biological process: G protein-coupled receptor signaling pathway. Gene Ontology annotation, cellular component: membrane. The transcript has a single exon. NCBI's taxonomy places the organism in Eukaryota, Metazoa, Chordata, Actinopteri, Perciformes, Anarhichadidae. The record is from RefSeq and is a predicted model, not a curated record.
UUAUUGUCUAUCAAGGUGCUGUGGUUAGCAAAGUUUGGCAGCCACUGAUCUAACCGUUCAUUGCUCUCUUGCUCUCUCUCCAGAUCGAAGACAUGCAGUGGCCUCGAGGGGAGCAGGACAUUCCCAGCUCGGUGUGCAGCCUUCCCUGUAGAACCGGCGAGAGGAAGAAGGUAGUGAAAGGCAUGCCCUGCUGCUGGCACUGCGAGUCCUGCGACGGCUACCAGUACCAGUUCGACGAGUUCACCUGCAAGCACUGCUCCUACAACAUGAGGCCCAAUGCCAACCGCACGGCAUGCCAGCCUAUACCCAUCAUUAAGCUGGAAUGGCACUCACCCUGGGCGGUGAUUCCGGUCUUCCUGGCAAUGCUCGGCAUCAUCGCUACGAUCUUCGUCAUGGCGACGUUCAUACGGUACAACGAUACGCCGAUUGUCCGAGCGUCCGGCAGGGAGCUGAGCUAUGUCCUCCUGACUGGGAUAUUUUUAUGCUAUAUCAUCACAUUCCUCAUGAUCGCCAAGCCAGAUGUUGGCGUGUGCUCGUUCAGAAGGAUCUUCCUGGGUCUGGGUAUGUGCAUCAGCUACGCCGCCCUCCUCACCAAAACCAACCGCAUCUACCGAAUCUUCGAGCAGGGCAAGAAGUCAGUGACGGCGCCCAGGCUGAUCAGCCCCACCUCACAGCUGGCAAUCACCUCCAGCCUCAUCUCAGUCCAGCUGCUGGGGGUGUUCAUCUGGUUCGUGGUGGAUCCGCCCAACACUGUCAUAGACUAUGACGAGCAGAAGACCUUCAACCCGUAUCUGGCCCGAGGGGUGUUGAAAUGUGACAUCACGGAUCUUCAGAUUAUCUGUUCGUUGGGUUACAGCAUCUUAUUGAUGGUAACGUGUACUGUUUACGCUAUAAAGACCCGCGGGGUGCCGGAGAAUUUUAACGAGGCCAAGCCCAUCGGGUUCACCAUGUACACCACCUGCAUCGUAUGGUUGGCUUUUAUACCCAUCUUCUUUGGCACGGCGCAGUCUGCAGAAAAGGUAGGAACCAAUGGAUGAAUGGGCGAAAGGGUGGAUGAAAGAUGAACAGCUGGAUUGUUUGAUGGCUGGGUGAUUACAGUAUUUCACUUUCAGUAGAUAGUACGACAACACAAGACUCAUGUCCUGUUUGCAAAUUGAAAAACAGUUUUGGUGUUUGAGCUACAUAUUCUCAAAGCUGCGCUUCUCUUUCUAAUAAUACAUCAAAACAAUGAACACAAACACAGGACUUUCAACCAGGAGAACGGUGUUGGAGACUAGUGUACGUGUCCCAAAGUGUUGUUUAGUCAUUUUGAAUCACUUGUUUUUCAUACCUAUGUUACGUUGUUUAAGUUUUACUUAAUUUAUGUACUUAUUUUAAGCUCAACCAUGAGGUUUUUCCUUAACCUAACAAAGUUGUUUUGUUGUCUGAACCUAAGCAAGUGUUUUUGUUCGCAACCAUGUGUUGCCUGCAAAGUGAGCCAAGUCGGUAUGUGAUGAUUUGGAAUGAGAAGAAAUUAAAUUGUCAAGGGGGAGUAAACAAAACAGUGCAGAGAAAAUAGAAAUAACCUUGUUGAUCUGUUGUGACUGACUACCAGUUAGCUUGUUGUUCCCCAACUAGCAGUCCCAAUAGUCACUCUGUCACCAAGCUUCCAGAACCAUAUUUUCGAGAUGACACGCGGAUGAAUGUUGCUGUUCCAUUUUCUGCUGUGACCAAAACCUUAGCAUCAAGUCUCUGACCUCUGACUAUGACUGUGACACGAGAUUUGAGUCGGAAAUGUUUGGUAACGCUCAGACACUGUUGCACUACAGUCUGAUGAAAGUUCCUAUUGUCCACAAUGAUACGUCUCUUCAAAGAUUUUACCGCCUUUCUUUCCUACAUCACCAGUGGUUUUUCUGCUGUCUGUGGACACAUUUUGUUUGCCAACUCCAGGUAACCAACCUACUCUCGACAUGUGACAUCAUACAGAUUAUCAGAGGUGGGACCGAGUCAUUGUUUUGCAAGUCACAAGUCAAGACAGGCCAGUCCUGAGUCCUAAACUUUGAGUUUCGAGUCUCAACUCAAAGUCAUUAUAAACUCUUCACUAAAAGUAAUGUCGUAUGCGUGUCUGUAAUCGGUACUUACUCACACUUGUUUCAUACUGCAAUUCAGUUUUGUUUGACCACCAUGUGGGAAGAAAUCAGCUUUGGUAUCCUUUUUUUCCAACUGGUGCUCAGUAAUGUUGUCCUAGUUCUUCAUGGUUCUCUCCUGCAUCUGUUGGUGAUGAAUACCAUACAUUUUAAAUAAUAUACUUUUUAAUAUUUGGGUUUUGGUGAAGGGAUCAAGUAUUUCAAAGUCAAAAGGCUCAAGUCCAAGUGAAGCAACACGUCACUAGUAUUAAAGUAAAAUUUGGGUUCUAAGCCUCCUUUUGAUUUUGUUGAGUCAGGACUAAAGCCAUCGUUGCGACUGGAGUCUGACUCGAGUACAAGUCAUGUAACUUAAGUUCUACACCUCUGAUUAUUGAUUAUGCAGUCAAAGGCUUUAAACUUCCAUACACUCUCACAUAGUGACAUAACUUCAGAGUCUUGUUACACAGUCUCCAUGACUUUCAUUAUCAGCCACAGUAAAAUAGCAUUAUAUAAUAACAAAUCCCUGUCUCCCUCAGUUUAAAAACAGGAGAAUCACGCACAUACUCUGUCACGCUGCAAUUAAUAAUCACCAACAAAUCACAAUAUAGCGAAAAUCCAUGUCAAGCAGAGAAUUACGGCAUCAUUCAUAAUGGGUCACUAUCACUGUUGUGUCCCAUUUUAUCAGCCUAAAGGCUUCCAGACGAGCCUGAUCUGACACUAGAAAAUAAUCUCAUCCUCAUCUGAGCAGAGAGAGGAAGGCUUUGUUAUGAAACCCAAUGAUCCACAUGUUGCAGUGAAAUGACACCAAUGUAAAAAAGAAGGGAAAAAAAGGCAGUUGCAAUGAUCUCAUGUAUGAAUCAAGAUGGAAUUUAAAGCGCAUGUGGUUGGUAAAUGACUGCAUGUAGACAGACCGACAUAUUACUUGCUGUCUGUUUGUUACGACCCCAGAUCUUGUUUGCUCUCAUCGGCUACUCUGUCCUGAUGAAGCAAUUCCAGUGGGUAGAUUUAAUAAAAGACAACAGCUGCAAUCCCCAGGAGUUACCACUCCUCAGAGACUGGGCAUGAUUGUGUUGUUGUCUCUCUCCUUUGGGAUUUCAAAAGGUUCUAAGAAGUCCCGGAGGCUGACACAAGUGGCUCGUUGUCAUCCAAGGCUCAAACUGAAAAUGUGUUCUAAUGUGAGUAAGUUAUAGGAUGGAGGUAACUUGUUGGAACAGUUUAAAGGUGCUUAUAAUUAUUGUAUGGCCUUCAAGUCUGAUCACAAUUUUAUAAAAACUACUGCCAAAUGAAAUGAGUCUCUGCAUUUAGGCCUUUAAGAAAUGUGGAAUGCAAUCUGCUGAACAGUGUUAAUAAGCUAUAGCACAACUCCACCAUGCACUGCAGGGAUGAAUAGCGAUUAUGUGAGCUCUGGUUCAUGUCCCUACAGAUCUGUUUAACAUCUGUUGGUUGUUUUUGGACACUUAGAUGUAUUAAUGACAUUUUACUGAAUCCAUACAUGCAAAGUGGGCAAACUUGCAUGUUCUUCUUUAUUACAGUUUGUUUACAAUUAGUUACACACAUUUCUCUAAACUGACUUUACUUUCAAAACGCUCCACAGUUUUCAAAUUAUAGCUAUUUAAAAUGCAAUUACAAUCAUUUGAACCAAAAUAUAAUUAGUUUACAGAAAAGUAUUAAUCUGUAUUGUAUGCUGUAUGGAAUGGCUUAGUUGAUGAUUAGAGGAGAAGGGAACCAUAAGCUGUUUUAAACAGGGUAAUUGAGAUAUACAUUUAAAAACAAACAAUGUUUUGAGGAAAUAUAGCAGCGUGUCGUCGGCGUAGAAGUGAAUGCAUUUAAUGAUCACUUAUUAUUCAUGAAUUGUUUUCUCACUCAAACUCAACUUCCACCAAACUUCUCCGUAUUUACACUUCAUUUUACAUGUGUCCUCUUUACAAAAAUGUAUGUUGUUAGAGGAACUGUUGUGCUGAGCUUCAUGUAAGAUGCAGCAGUGUCUCCUCCACGUCACACCUUCGGUCCUCCAUGUGUCCUUGCCUCCUUUCUAACCUCUUUUUUCUACCUUUCACUCUUUUGUAGAGGUCAUCCAGGAAUGACAUGAGGCACUGAACGGUGCAUGGCCCAAUCACCUCUUUAUGUACUUUUCUUCCUCCUUUUUUACUAUUUUUGUCGUAGAAGAAUGUUGCCAAUUUCUCUUUUAAAAAUGGCGUGCAAACAUGUAGAAAGGAGUUUGAAUACACAAGUUUGGCGGUGGUCGAGUUUGAGUGAGAAAAGAGUUCUCGUAAUUUCAUGUGGUCACUGAAAGCAUUCAAAGUCAAAGCAGUGAAAAGUUUAGUCUAACUGUGUGAAGAGUUGUGAGGAAUUGAAUAAAGAUUUGUAAAAAGGAGCCACGUCAGGUCCGGCUUACAGGCUUUUCUUGAUGCGAUGAACUUCUGUGGUAUUACCAGAGUGAAUUUAUAUUACAUUUUGAUGAAGCACAAAUAUCUUUCUAAUACCUGAGUUUCCAGUGAUUGACAGUUUGGUAAGGGGCUGUAAACCCAGCCAGAGGCAGAGAUUACGAAUGAUCAGCUGUUCCCAACAUCCCUCAGGCCCAGGUAGGAAUGUCCGGUUUGACACGGUGAGCUCCGGACUUUGAUCUUUGGUAGUCAUUUGAAAAACAAAGCUUCUCUGCUCGGCACUCAGCAUUGAAGGGAUGGAUUGGGGUAAACCCUUCUCAUGGACUUGUGUCCUGUCCACAGGGAUACACUUGUCCACCUGAACUGCUUCGGGCCACAGAGGCAGCUGAUAAACUCCCAGCCUCUGAGCUGCCUAACAGGGCUGUCAGUGCACGGUGAGGGGAAUCCUGCAGCCUGUGGCACUGAGCUCCACUUCAUCAUGAACGUUUUUAACUUUCAGCAUUGACUUGUAUAUGUAGUUUUCUUUUCCUAAAGGGGAAGGUGUUUGUGACAGCUGUUCAACCAAGGUGCUUUCUUUCUGGUAGUUCACUUCAUUUUGUUCGGACAAAAGAUCAAUUGAUUGUUCAGUCCACAAUGAUUUACAACUAACUCACUGAUCGGAAAGUCUUAUGGAUGUCAUUAUUUAAACUGAGCUCAUUAUCAGAACCCACAGAGUAAAAUCCACGGGAACGUAAUAGGAGUAGAACGGACGUUCACAUUCAAAAUCGACGUAGCAGGAUGGUCACAACUCUUUACAACCAAAGUGGCGCAAACGACUUACAUUUUCCUUUCGUCCCUGUUGCCCUGAGUAGACUACUUCGCCGGGAGGUGAGCAGGCGGUUAGCUGUAGCAACUAGCAUUAAGCGUUUAAUUUUUUAAGCGGUUAACGUUUUAACCAUAGACUGUAUAUAACAAGUGGACGUAGACACGUCAUCACCCAUUGGUUUGUAGACUGCUGUUUUGAAGCCUUGAGUUCGGCAAUUUUGCUGUUGCCGUCUUGAAAUUACGGCUGUCGCCAUGUUGUUGUUUUUUUUGCAACCAAUGAACAGAGGUUACCAUAUUUGGAAUGUGAAGAAGUGAUGUAGAGACGGCGUAGACGUCUCUAAUAGCUUUACCGACCUAUCAAUCACUGUGUAGCCCCGCCCUAAAGCAUCCCCUGCUUUAUGGUCUGUUUGACUCUAGGAGUCGCCCCCUGGUGGACAUUAGAGAGAAUGCAGCUUUAAGACACUUCAGCUUUGGUUUCACUUUUCAGAACCUGAGUUUGCAGACUGGCCGAAUCAAGUACAACCUCACAGAGCUGCUAGCAUGAUGGUAGACUCUUCGUCAAGUUACAUCUUUUUGCAACCGGAGGGGUCGCCCCCUGCUGGUCAGUAGUGAGAAUGCCAGUAUAAGACACUUCAGCAUCGGCUUCACUUGGCAGAACCGGAAGUUGCAGUCUCGGUCUAACCUGGUUAACGACUGCCUAUUGUUGGAAGCAUGCGGCCAGAUCAUACACAUUGCGCCUUUAAAGAAGUUAGUGAAUUAAGAACAUGUAACAAAGUCAUGUAACAAACAUGUUAUGAAAGGUCACAAAGACAUGAUAACGCACGUUAAUGUAUUUCAUAUUUAAGAGGGCUUGGAUCUGUCUUGUGAAAAGGAUCUUGCAGUCGAAAGAGAAAACAGGAGGUAGAUACGACAUCUGUGGGGAAGCCAGAGAUAAAGCAAGGAAGUACGGAGUGAUCUGCCGAGGAGACUGGGGAGAAAAAAAGCAACGAGAGCACAGUGUGAACUGUAGUUGAGAGGAAAAAAGAGAGGAUGGAGAAGAAGAGAAUGACAGGGAAACAGAGAAGACAACAGAGAGACAGGUAUUGAAAGAGGACAGAUAUAUACGGAUGUGUCUGAUAUCCGGAUGGCUCCGAGGCUUUUUCCUGCAGACUGAGAGUGAUGCUGAACUCCAGGAGGAGAGAUGCUGCAUCGUUAGGAUGAAGGUCUCAUCUGGAGAGAGAGAGAGGGGAAUAAGAGACCUUUUUAAUUUGUAUUUACUUACAUCACAUUGAAAACUAAACUGCAACAAAGCCUUGGAAGAAAAGGAAAUUAACCCAGCUCCAGUCCAAAGAAUAUCACAAAUCUUUGCAACAGCAGAUGCUGAUGAACAAAUUGUUCUUUAAAUUGUAAUUAUUGUAAUCAACUUUCCACAGGACGGUGUGGAGGGCAAUGACACCGUGUGAGGUGAAAGGUGCAUGCAGCUGUUGUAAAAACAUCAGGAAGUGAUUGAUUGUAGUUUGUCAGCAGUUGGAGCUGCAGCAGAAACACACAGAUCGUAGAGGAUGUUGCCCAAAUAAUAUUCUGACAACAAUGAACUCAGUGAAAAACAUGAAAUCAAAUUUACUAAAUACACAUUGACAGAUAUUGAGAGUGUGAGUUUAUUAAUCCCAUGUAAAUGUAUUAAACUCCACAGCACAUGAAGAUAUGAUCACUAUAUAUUUUAAUUAUGAUCACUGUUAUCAGAUAUAAAGUUUGUAUAAUAAUCACAACUGUUUUAUUUUCUUUGUUCAUAAUUUUCCUUUAUUUGAUUUGGCAUCACAUAUCUCUUCACAUUUCAUUCUGAAAUAGGGGGAAAAAAUCCUUCAUAAAGAUAAAUGUAUACACAACAACAAUAUGUAUCCAGUUAUAGACACAACAAACUCCAACAAAAUGACAGGUAGCACAGACAGUGAAUACAGAGCCUGUAAAUACACAGUUUAUAACACAAAUAUAUGAAUGAAAACUCAGAAAAGACCUCGACCCAUCUGUUGUCACGAAGAGACUAAAUUUUAUUUAAAAAUGUCUUUUGUUUUGUCCGAUCAAAGUAAUUUCAGUCAUUCAGUCAGCAGAGAAACUGAAUUGAUAUCUUCUUACAGUUUACUGAAAUUAUCAUAAAAGAACUAAAGAAAGUUAGGUUGCUCGUAUAUUUUUGUUUACAUGGAUCAUAAGAAACCUGGUUAUUCACAGUUAAUAUGAUUCUGAACAUCCAGGUUUCUGAUCACAUGUGUGCAGGUUCGUCUUGAUUUCUCAUCAUCUCAUUUCUCUACUGACAAUAAAAGUUCAGAAACUUGGAUCAGGUGUUUACGUGCCACCUUUUCUUCCGCCCCGAACUACGGAACAGGAUUUGGGGUAAGCGAGGGAAUGUCAGGG